CCCACAUCACUGUCCAUUACCACUCCUCCUGUCCAUCCAUCUUCUCUCUCUCUCUCUCUCUCUCUCUCUCCCCAUGGCUGAUCCCUACUCAAAUUUCUACUCUCACUGGUUCAGAUUCAACCCUCUUCACCAGUACUUCUCUUCUUCAAACCCACCUCAACAUCAUCAUCACCGCCACCAUGGCUUUUCCAGCAGCAACAGUUCCACUGAACAGUACUGGCAACAAACCCCACCCCUCUCCCCUCCUCUCAGAGAAGCUUUGCCCCUUCUAAGCUUGAGCCCAACAAGACAUGAUGAUGAUGAUGACGAAGAGCCAGCUGCUCAACCCUCCUGCUGCAGCACCAUGGAUGUGGACAAGAACAAAUCCACAGAAGAAAGCCAAUGCCAAGGCCACAGUAGUGAUAAUCUUUUCUUCAGUACUUCUACUGAUAAUGAUGAUGAAACUGCAGUUACUGUAGCACUGCACAUAGGGCUUCCAAACCCUAGUGCUGCUGAUCUGGCCUCGGUGCUCUCUUCUUCUUCCUCUUCCACUUAUGCUGAUCAUAAAAGUGGAGAUCAUGAUGAUGUUUCCGGGUACCCCUUCAAUAGGCUCAACAAGGGCCAGUAUUGGAUCCCUACCCCUUCCCAGAUUCUCCUUGGUCCUACUCAGUUCUGCUGUCCUGUUUGCUACAAGACCUUCAACAGAUACAACAACAUGCAGAUGCAUAUGUGGGGGCACGGAUCGCAGUAUAGGAAAGGGCCAGAAUCUUUAAAAGGGACUCAACCAACAGGCAUGCUGAGGCUUCCAUGCUAUUGCUGUGCACCAGGUUGCAGGAACAACAUAGAUCACCCAAGGUCCAAGCCACUCAAAGAUUUCAGAACCCUUCAAACCCACUACAAGAGGAAGCAUGGAACCAAGCCCUUCAUGUGCAGGAAAUGUGGGAAGGCCUUUGCUGUGAGGGGAGAUUGGAGGACCCAUGAGAAGAACUGUGGCAAGCUUUGGUACUGCAUUUGUGGCUCUGAUUUCAAGCACAAGAGGUCCCUCAAAGACCACAUUAAGGCCUUUGGCUACGGCCAUGCAGCUUUCGGCAUCGAAGAGGAUCGGGAUGAUGAUCAUGAACCAGCAUCAGAACUUGAGCAAGAUGAUGAAUCCAUGGGGUAGUGAAUUAAUUAACUAAUUCCCUCAUAUGGGAAUGAUUUUUAUAUAACUAUGAACAUACAGGUAAGAGGCCACUUUUGAUCCCAAUGUAGAAUCCAAAAUUGAAACACAUUAUUCAUCUCAGGCCUUCUUCACCUAAAUCCUAUUCUCUUUGCUUUCGUCAGCUUAUCAUGAUUAUUUCCUUAAUUAUCUUUGUUUAUCAUAAACUUUUUGAUGAAAUAAUUGAAAAGA
Molecule: messenger RNA, 1369 nt
Organism: Diospyros lotus (date-plum)
Lineage: Eukaryota; Viridiplantae; Streptophyta; Magnoliopsida; Ericales; Ebenaceae
Product: zinc finger protein WIP2-like
Exons: 2
Coding region: 74-1141 (355 amino acids)
Biological process (GO): anatomical structure development; regulation of gene expression
Cellular component (GO): nucleus
Molecular function (GO): DNA-binding transcription factor activity
Source: RefSeq, a predicted model, not a curated record